AUGGAGCGCGCCGGCGCCGCGCCGGGAGGAGCCCCGCCCGGCCGCCUGCCCACCAAGCGCCGCCCGCCCGGCCCCUCGGCCUCCAGCCCGGCCCUCGGGGCGGACCCCCCGCGCCUCUUCGAGGACACCAGCGCCGGCGCCUUCCUGGCCCAGCCCGUCUCCAGCUUCGCCGCCGCCUACGGGAGCAGCCUGGCCAGCCAGGGCAAGGAGAUCGUGGGCAGGAACAUCGACCGCUUUGUCCCCGUGACCAAGCUGAAGUACUACUUUGCUGUGGACACCGUCUAUGUGGGCAGGAAGCUGGGGCUGCUCCUCUUCCCCUUCCUGCACCAGGACUGGCAGGUGCAGUACCAGCAGGACACCCCUGUGGCCCCCCGGUUUGAUGUCAAUGCUCCCGACCUCUACAUUCCAGUCAUGGCGUUCAUCACCUAUGUCCUGGUGGCAGGGCUGGCGCUGGGGACCCAGAACAGAUUCUCCCCCGACCUGCUGGGCUUGCAGGCGAGCUCAGCCCUGGCCUGGCUCAUUGUGGAGGUGCUGGCCAUUCUGCUCAGCCUCUACCUGGUCACCGUCAACACCGACCUCUCCACCAUUGACCUGGUGGCCUUCUCAGGGUACAAGUACGUUGGGAUGAUUGUCGGCCUCCUGGCUGGGCUCCUCUUUGGGAAGACGGGUUAUUACCUGCUGCUGAGCUGGUGCUGCAUCACAAUCUUUGUCUUCAUGAUCAGGACCCUGCGCCUGAAGAUCCUGUCGGAGGCAGCGGCCGAGGGGGUGCUGGUGCGGGGAGCCAAGAACCAGCUGCGCAUGUACCUGACCAUGGCUGUGGCCGGCCUGCAGCCACUCAUCAUGUACUGGCUGACCUUUCACCUCAUCUACUGAUGGACCGGUCUGCCAAGGGGGCAGGGCGGGGGUCCUCACUCCUGGUUGCGGUCUGGGUGGCAGG
Molecule: messenger RNA, 937 nt
Organism: Podarcis raffonei (Aeolian wall lizard)
Lineage: Eukaryota; Metazoa; Chordata; Lepidosauria; Squamata; Lacertidae
Gene: YIF1B
Product: Yip1 interacting factor homolog B, membrane trafficking protein
Exons: 8
Coding region: 1-873 (290 amino acids)
Biological process (GO): endoplasmic reticulum to Golgi vesicle-mediated transport
Cellular component (GO): Golgi membrane; endoplasmic reticulum-Golgi intermediate compartment; COPII-coated ER to Golgi transport vesicle
Source: RefSeq, a predicted model, not a curated record